Aspergillus welwitschiae is the source of this 413-nucleotide messenger RNA. RefSeq lists its product as uncharacterized. The coding region runs from base 150 to 365 and encodes 71 amino acids. The transcript has a single exon. NCBI's taxonomy places the organism in Eukaryota, Fungi, Ascomycota, Eurotiomycetes, Eurotiales, Aspergillaceae. The record is from RefSeq and is a predicted model, not a curated record.
GAAACAAGACUUGUCAUCGGCCGCCCCACUGGUCGAGUCAAGCAGGAGCGCCUAGGCAAGAGGGAUCCAUAACUUUCCCAUCCAGCGGGAAAACUUUGUGUCUGCCUGUUGGUAACUAGACUACUCCUCAUAGUAUCUACUGAGACGAGAUGGCCCAACAGGGACAAACUGCUCCAAACUGCUCUCUAUCUACCCCUUUGGGCGCUAAGCUAAGCCAGGUUGGGGGUAAUCGUAGCUCAGACCAGCCGGGAAGUGGGGCCCAGAAUGAAUGGGGAGUCGAUCCCAGCGUGGGUGGACGAAUCAGCGUCGGGGCCGCUGGCAUGGCAAAUGCACCCUCCACGCCUGCAAAAUGUCCCGUGGGCUGAAGAAUUCCCGGCCUUAGUUACUUACUCGAACCAUGACGGGAGAACACG